This is a messenger RNA of Mycena indigotica, 1536 nucleotides long. RefSeq lists its product as uncharacterized. The transcript is spliced from 5 exons. Bases 1 to 1536 code for a protein of 511 amino acids. The record is from RefSeq and is a predicted model, not a curated record. Lineage: Eukaryota; Fungi; Basidiomycota; Agaricomycetes; Agaricales; Mycenaceae.
AUGACGAGCUUCAAAGUCCUCCUGAUCAAGUCACGGGUUGCACCUUCCACAUUCGCCGCCCACUGCCACCCAGACUCAUCCGCCAAUCUUCCGACUUCAGACGACUCGACGGGGACUCAUGCGGCUGGCAGCGGACAGAACCAGCGCCCGACUUCUUCGUCAAUAGCUGGCAUAGUGGCACCAACACAUGGUCACAUCUAUCACCAACGUCUUAGUCCACGUCGACGUCAACGUCUAUCGCUAUCCUACGCCCCACACAACUGCCUGGGAUGGCAGAUAAGCAUCAAGAUGGACGGCGGCAGUGGUAUCCCGGUCAAGCAUUACGCUGGCCGUAGAUGCGGUGCGCGCCGUCGUUCGCUUCUCUCCUCUGCACUUCCACCUCCCUCCCUUCCUUUCGUCAUGCACUCUCGGUCUUUACCCGCAUCGUCCUUUUCAAGACGUUCCAGAAUGAAUCUUAACAGACAUCAUGAAUGGGCUGUAGUGCGUGCGGAUGAGGGACCAUCAUUUUCGCCACCUACGCCGACGCCUUCCCUCCCCUUCUCCGUCCCGCCGCCCAACUCUGCCGUCCAAUCACAUCGCGCCAUGCUUGUCGCUGUCGCCUGCGUCGCACUCGUUCUCCUGCUCGGAGGCGGGGUCUCUCUCUUUUGGUACCGCCGUCACUCGCGCGCAGCGAGAAAACGAGCAUGGGAGAAAAAGUACGCGCUGGAAAAACCUCAGAGUGCCAUGCGGAGAGGAGCGCGUGUGCCGGAGCCCCCAACUGUAGUCGUUCAGCCCCCACCAGUGGCGAUCCAGAGCUAUCCACAGCCACCAGCGCAGUAUGCGUAUCCCAAUGUUUCCAUGCAAGAAGAACGACAUCCGAUCCAAACACGGUCUCCUUCACCUCUAUCUCCAGCACACAUUCGCGGAUCACAUGCUUCUCCUACUUCUUCGCCUAUAUCGUCUGCCCCCCUUUCUCCAAAUCACCUCUUGCUUCCGCUAUCGCCAUUACCGCCAACGAGUCCGCCGCCACCAGUGACGCCCGGGUCGCCAUGGACUACUGUCAAACGCUUCUCUGACUCCAGCCAUGUGUCAUUCAGCUCCACCGUCGAGAUGGGGCGCGGGUACGGCUGGAGCGGCUCGCCCACAAGCGCAGUCGUGCCGUCUUUAGUGGGCAUACAUCCCUUUUCCGCCAUGGCCAAUACGACCGACGAGGAGCUCGAGGAAGAGGAACGACAGGACACUGUCAUGCCGCUCCCCAGCUCCGCGUCAAGCAGCAGAAAUCCCAAUAACUCGAGCACACUGGCCCCGGCACUUUCCGAGAAGGCUGCCCUGGCCGCACUUGAACGCGCACGCGAGGAAGCAGCGGAACAGCAAGCCGAAGAUGCGGAGUCGUCGAGCGGAUCUCCGGGUCGGCCGUUCAGCGCCGCGCCAGCCUACCGCGAGAAAGACGCAAUGUUGGCGUUUGGCACGGUGCGCAACACUCCGGGGCGGAGCGGCGGGAAGGCGGGGUUGAUGAGCGUCGCGUCUGAGGUAACACUCCCUGUGUACGAACCUUGA